AUGCAGGGUCAGCCUCGUCAACAGCUGCAACUCACACCUCCCAUACCAGGAGGACCACCUCCUGCAGGAGACAGUGACUCGUUCAUCAUCAAUGACAUGGAGGAGAUCGAUGGGAGUAUCAUGGUCCAAUGCACAACAGUCAUCGCGUGCGCAAGGAGGCUCUACACAUACUUCAACACUGUCGCCUUCUCAUACACAGCUGCUUUCUGGGAUUUCGACCAAUGGCCUUUGAAAUUGGAUUGGCUCGCUCUGCACAGCGUCAAUCUGCCUAUGGCUUGGGUUGGCUAUGAAUACAUUCUUACCCAGGCAUGGAACUGCUUCGGAAACAUACAAAGCAGCUGGGGUGAUCGUGCAAUGGAUAUACGAGCUGGAAUGACCCCGAUAUUGCCAGCUUUCACUGGUUUCAUUCCCCAUGCUAUGGCCCAGGCCUACCCAGAUGCGUCAAUUGUGAAUGGAAGCCAGUGGGACGGCUUCCCAUCCACACUCACAGAUGUGUCCUUCCUCGAGCCAUUUGACCCUCUCUUCACAAUGCUCCAGAUUGGUGAGACCGGCUACCUCGCCAACAUCUACACGAGCGAGUCCUUCUGGACAUCUGACCGCAUCUCUGCAUACCUCAGUGGCAUGCCCAGCAACAACAGCAUGAUUGUGCUCAAUUUGUACUCCGAGGGUAACAUGCCCGAGCUUGUCACUGGUCCAGUCGAGGCGCUUGCUGCAUCGCUGAAUAUAAAGGGCCUGACUAUGGAAGGUCAGGAGGGGAACGAGAUCAUAUAUGACAUCCUUCUCGACCAGGCAUGGUCAUCCACCUCUACCAACCUUACCUCAUACAUGGAGAAGUGGGUCGCCUGCCAGUACUAUGUCGAUUCCUUCCCUUCCACUGCACAAGAAGCAUGGAUGAUCCUCAGUACAACUGUCUACAGCAACACCGACUCAGACAUGCAAUAUCUAGUCGAAGCAGCAACACAGAAUGCCAUCCUCUUAGAUGUACCUGAAUUCAUAUACGACAUCAUGAACAUCGUGAGGCAGCUCCUCGCGAACAGGUUCAUUGAGGUAUACAAUUCAUUCAUAACUGCAUAUGAGGUGUCUGGCGUGACCACCGCUUCCAUUAAUGAAGCAACCAACUGGAUCUCGGACGUGCGCAGCCUAGCAGGGAGCAAUACCACCUAUGCCGACUAUCUCGAAUAUAACGCUCGCAAUCAGAUCACUCUUUUGGGCCCUGAUGGCAAGAUUGACGAUUACGCAUUGAAGCAGUGGGCGGGGCUCUACCUCGCAAACAUCACGCAGAAUGGGACGAGCUAUAAUAGCACGGCCUUGUUGGAUGAGCUUCUGGCAAUUGGUGAGGCCUGGAACAGUCAGAUUUGGGGCCAGAGCAUGGGAGAAGGAUGGAAUGUUACUGGAGAUGCUAUGAGCGUAAUCGCAGAUGUGAUUCAGAAGUGGGCAUGA
Molecule: messenger RNA, 1440 nt
Organism: Laetiporus sulphureus 93-53
Lineage: Eukaryota; Fungi; Basidiomycota; Agaricomycetes; Polyporales; Laetiporaceae
Product: glycoside hydrolase family 89 protein
Exons: 10
Coding region: 1-1440 (479 amino acids)
Source: RefSeq, a predicted model, not a curated record